CCUUUAAGUGGAGGCGCCGGCUGAGUAGCAGAUCGAGGAGGGGAGAUCCCGCCAUUUUGGAAGCUUCCUGCCGCCAUGUUCUCGUCUAUCGCGCCGCUUGUGCGGCUCAACCCAUUCCACGCUCCUCAUCUGCAAUUGCAGCAGGACAGCCUCACCCCGAGGAAGCGUCCGGCUGAGCCCGCGGGGACCUCAAGCACUCGGCGGAGCCUAGCAGCCGCUUCCGCAGAAGCAGACGAAUAUAGCUGUGCAUAUGGCUCUGGCAGAUUCUUCAUCCUUUGUGGUCUUGGUGGGAUUAUUAGCUGUGGUACCACACACACAGCAUUGGUUCCUUUAGAUCUCGUUAAAUGCCGAAUUCAGGUGGAUCCACAAAAAUAUAAGAGCAUCUUCACGGGGUUUUCAAUUACUGUUAAAGAAGAUGGUGUUCGCGGCUUGGCCAAGGGAUGGGCUCCAACCUUUUUUGGAUAUUCCAUGCAAGGGCUCUGCAAAUUUGGUUUCUAUGAAGUCUUCAAAGUUCUGUACGGCAACAUGUUGGGAGAAGAAAAUUCCUAUCUGUGGCGUACAUCAUUGUACUUGGCUGCGUCUGCCAGUGCAGAGUUCUUUGCCGAUAUUGCUCUGGCUCCAAUGGAAGCUGCUAAAGUUCGUAUUCAAACCCAGCCUGGAUACGCUAAUACACUUAGGCAAGCGGCUCCAAAAAUGUUUGCAGAAGAAGGCAUUUGGGCUUUCUACAAAGGUGUUGCGCCCUUAUGGAUGAGACAGAUUCCAUACACAAUGAUGAAGUUUGCCUGCUUUGAACGAACUGUGGAAGCUCUUUACAAAUAUGUUGUUCCCAAACCAAGGAGUGAAUGUUCAAAGGGAGAACAGCUGGUUGUUACAUUUGUAGCAGGUUAUAUUGCUGGUGUCUUCUGUGCCAUUGUCUCACAUCCUGCUGAUUCUGUGGUGUCUGUGUUGAACAAAGAAAAGGGCAGUUCAGCUCUUCAAGUACUGAAGAGGCUGGGAAUGAAAGGAGUAUGGAAGGGUCUUUUUGCACGUAUCAUCAUGAUUGGUACCCUGACAGCACUACAGUGGUUCAUCUAUGACUCCGUUAAAGUUUAUUUCAAGCUUCCUCGCCCACCUCCACCUGAGAUGCCAGAAUCUUUGAAGAAAAAGCUUGGUCUUACUGAGUAGAUGGAUUAUGGACUGAAAGCAAAACAUCACAAAACUUUGUACACAUGGCAAUGUAGGAGAAUAAAAACUUAUUGACUCGGGCUGCACUGUUGUCACUAUUGGUCAAAAUAAACUACUAGAAUGACUA
Messenger RNA from Elgaria multicarinata webbii, 1291 nucleotides. It is a transcript of the gene SLC25A3, whose product is annotated as solute carrier family 25 member 3. Bases 76 to 1164 code for a protein of 362 amino acids. The record is from RefSeq and is a predicted model, not a curated record. Gene Ontology annotation, biological process: mitochondrial phosphate ion transmembrane transport. Gene Ontology annotation, molecular function: phosphate transmembrane transporter activity. Lineage: Eukaryota; Metazoa; Chordata; Lepidosauria; Squamata; Anguidae. Gene Ontology annotation, cellular component: mitochondrial inner membrane. The transcript is spliced from 8 exons.